GAAGCGCAUUAUAUUGCAUUUGUCUUAGUGUGAAAGUAACAGAUGCAAAAUGAACUCGAAGUGGUUUGAUUUCCCAGCUGCAUGGAUUCUCCUCAUUUUACCAGUUAUCAGUGGAGAACGUCUGUGUAAACAUGAACGUUUAAAGCACUUUAACAUUUCUACUGAGCUCCAGUCUGAUGUCCUGCUGCCGUGUAACUUUGAUCCAACUCUCCUCGGAUCAAAUAAGUCUGCGGAUAUAAAAGUAGUGUGGAGUCAGAUAAACACAACAGAACAUUAUCUAGUGGAGAUCUCUCUACAGGGAGACAUGAGUUCCUGGGAUUCCAAAGGUGGACGUAUCAAGUAUUUCUCUAAGCCCUUUGAAUCAGGAAACUUCUCCAUCCUCAUUCAGAAAGUGCAGCUGUAUGAUCUGAGUCUCUACCACUGUGUGCUGUUAAAUGGGACCGGCUGCAUCAUCGCGUAUCAGGAGAUACAGCUUGGCCAUACGCUAGAUCAGUCCUCACUCCAGUUGUGGAUCACAGUAGGAGCAUUAGCAGGAGUAACUGUGCUGCUUGUCCUAUUUACCGCCUGUUUGUUACAUGCAAAACGCAGAAAAAAUCUCACUAUGAUCGAGGUCGAAGUUGAAGGUAAAUCAAUUGAGAAUCCAAUAUAUGAAACGUCCUGUCAGACAGAAGCAAGAGAAGAAGAAGUAUCUGAUACUCCAAUAUAUGCCAUUGUCAAGAAAGGAAAAAAGUGAACAGCACAAAAAUGAAGCCAUACAUACAACAAAUUCUCUUUCAUUUUGUCAGUGUUUAUUUGUAUUAUUUACACAAUGGCCCUCUCAGUUAUCUUAUUAGCAUGUCAGUCAUUGUUGUACCACAAGUUGCUAUGCUACAGUUCCUUCCUUCCUUUCAUCUACUUUUCUCACUUUCUUUCUUUUUUGUUUUUGCACCUGCUAGUGUGUGCUAGACUGUGAUGAUGUGUGAGAAACUUUACAGAGAAAAACAAAUGAACGACCCCCCUACACACAGACAUCCGCACUUACUACAAGUUAAUAAAUUUUCUCUUUUUCCCCCAUAUAAAGAGUUGGCCAAAAGUAUUGAUACAAAUGUGAAAAUUAGUGUUUUAAUGACAUUCUCAAAAAUUGUAAAAAAGAAAAAGAAAUGUCAUUGUUCAAAACAAUUAAUAUCUAGUAUGAAGUCCUUUACUUUUCAAAACCUGCUGGCUCUGGCUGGGUAUAAAAUCAAAAAGACGUCUGGUGUGAAUCGUUCAAUCCAUCCAAUUCACUUAAGAAUUCCCAGAGUUUUUGUUACUUUUGGUCAUCACUGGAUAUUUACAUUUCAACUCUAUUUUAAUUCUUGAUCUGAAUAAGAGGUACAGUAUAUAAUAAGAUAUAACAUCUACAAACACCCUUCUAAUUUCAGCAAAUAUAUCUUCUCAAAGGACAAUACUAUAGAUAUAACACUUAAAUAUGUUUUAGAGUAGUCAAUGUGCAGCUCGUGUAACAGUAUAGAUUUCCUGUCCUGGGGAAAUAACUCAACAUACAGCCGUUAUUAAACAAACAGCCAUUAUUGUCAAAAUAGCUGGCAACGAAAGUAAGUACACCCUAAGUGAUAAGACCUGUAGAUCUUUACCCAUGCUUAAGUCACAUGUCCUAUUCAUGAUGUUCAUGUGCUUAUCAGUGGCCGAGUAUGUCCUCAGACCUGAACCCUAUUGAGCACCUGUGGGGCAUCCUCAAGCGGAAGAGUCAUGUGUCUAAGAUCCAGCAGCUCCAUGAUACCAGAGUGGAAAAGGAUCCCAGCAACAGCAAUGGUGCUCACACAAAAUAUUAACACUUUGGAUGCAGUUUUGACAUGUUCACUUAGGGUGUACUCAUUUUGUAAACAAUUAAGUCUGCAUGGUGAGUUAUUGUUAGAGGAGAGUAAAUCUGUACUGCUAUAUGAGCUGUACAUUGACUACCCUAAAGUAUAUCCGAUUUUCAUUUCUAUACAAAUAGUAUUGUCCCUCGAGAACAUAUAAUAAAGUAGUUGCUGAAAUGUGACUCACUUUUGCGGCAUACUAUAUGUCCUACUAUAUUAAGCAGAGUGAAAAUUAAUUAGCAGUUUUUCGGAAGGUCUGAAACUAUCUGAGGUUGUUAUGGUUUACUUACACUAAAAAUCUUCCCAUGUGAAAAGAGCCUGCACAUUGUAGCCGGUGUUAGCCAUCAAUACAAACGUGAGAACUAAACGUUAUCAAGAUCGAGAACUUAUCUUGGUGAACAUGCUAGCUUACAGAAUAGAAACAUUCAUCCAGAAGGUACGAAGGAAGAUCAUUAUGGCAUGACUAGAUCUUCAGCACCAAAACAGCUUUAAGAGCUUUGUAAGCUGAAAAUGAAACAUGAUAAUAUAUUGUCCUUGUGAUAGAUUGGCACCCUGUCCAGGGUGUACCCUGCCUCAUGCCCUGACUCGAAAAAAGUUUUCUGUGUUCUUUUCAUUGGUGAUGUUCUUCUUAUCCAUUUAGGUUUCCUUUCUCUCUUUCAUAAUCCUCGAUUAUUGUAUGACUCAAACUGUAUAUUAGUUUGCUUAUCUGUAGAUAUGAUUUGUACCUCUUUUAAUUUUGCACACAAGAUGAUGGUUUACUGCCUCUUGAGCCAACAACUUUAUAAAUAAAUGAUUUA
This is a messenger RNA of Clarias gariepinus (North African catfish), 2632 nucleotides long. RefSeq lists its product as uncharacterized. The coding region runs from base 50 to 733 and encodes 227 amino acids. The record is from RefSeq and is a predicted model, not a curated record. NCBI's taxonomy places the organism in Eukaryota, Metazoa, Chordata, Actinopteri, Siluriformes, Clariidae. The transcript is spliced from 6 exons.